AUGCAGAGAUUAGAUGCACAUAAUCCAGGUUUUUUUUUGUCAUCAAGUUAUUAGGUGCUUAUAAUUAUUUUGAGGAGUGAUUUCGAUAGAUCGGUUGAAGAUAGAGUCGGACGUUACGAUUGAUGAUUUUUUGUAUGAAGCGGUUGUUUUUUUUUUAAAGAGCUUAUUUAAAUGAAUUUUCAGUUCAAACGUGCCAAUGGCGGCGAGGAGUCAUACCGAGACCGUUCGUUUCGAAUAAAUUUUGGCCGAAAACUUUUUUUUUUCAGUGGUUAAAUAUAAUGAGAAGGCCGAAGUGUCGUUCUCGAUAAAUGAGGUCAAAGUUUAUAAUCCAGAUAUUCAAAUGCAAGUCCCUAGUUAUCCAUUCUCUUCAUUUUCUGCUCAUUUGCAGAUGUAGUAUGAAAGAAAUCCAAAAGCGGCGUUUUCCGGACCUUUCCAACGACGCUUUGUCCAAAGAAUGCAGCACUAUACAGAAAAUUAUAGCUUCCUACGUUCUUUGUUGGGAUGGUCAGUUUGGAAAAGAGUUUUGGGGUUGAUUGGGGUGGAAAAUAAACCUUCAUGUAGCUCAAGAAAAAUGAGAAAUAUAGCUCGAAAAGGCUUCUUUCUGUUGAAAAUAUUCAUUUAUAACCGGAAGUUCGAAAAAAAGGAAAGGUUUGACAAACUCGUGGCUCUAAUUUUUUUUCCUAAAUGAAAUUCCUACUGCCUCAUUUUCAAGGAAAAGGAUCUUUCAGGAAAUUUAUACAUUACGCUGAACCCCCAAGUCCAUGUAACAGUUUAAAAAGAGAUCUUCGUGAGUCUUCGAAACAUUGUUUAAAGAAGUCUUGUAAAACCUGAAAAUUCCAAUUAAAAGACGCUUUCGUGAUAAGUUAACUAUCUCUUAGGGCUCGACCACUUGUUCUGCGGCCUCUCAAGCCACAAAAGUGCGGCCUGGCUCUACAUGCCGCCCCUCGCCUCCUUCCUUCUACACAAAUUGUUCACGCCGAGGGUCGAGGUUCUGAAAUCCCCCGGAACCUUUUAAAACCCUCCAUAUUUUUGAACAGAGAAGGGCGCCCUUGAUCAUAAUCGUCACGAAAACGAGAGAAUUCGCCAAAAAGGCUUUCCACGAAGUGCGCGACUCCCUUGGGGACUGCAAGAACAAAGUGACGAUCUUGAAGCUUUUCGAUGACGGUCUCCUGCCUGAAGAAGGUAGGACAUUGGGGAGUCCGCCUGAAAAAGAAAUGAAAGUUUUCAGUCGACCCUGCAAUAUUCCAAGAGAACGUCCAGUUUCAUCAGGGUAAGGUGAGCUUUUGACAGAUUUUGAACGUGUAUUUGAGUUCAAUCAGUAAUAAAGGAGGUCGGAUAUUUCAUUUCCAAUGGAAUAUCCAUUUCCAAUUUUCUAUCAUGUUGGUCGUUUCAUUCUGUUUGAAAGCUCUUACUUUUGAAGAAAGUUUAAUCGAGCUCAGGAAUUCCGAUCCCUAUACACUAAGAAUAACUGACGAGAUAAACGCGAGGUCGGUGGCGGUACAUUGACGAACUCGCAAACAUCUCGCUUUUUUCUAGGCGCGCUCUCGCAUUUCUCUCGGCGCGACCUCGCAUUUUUCUUGGCGCCAUCUCGCAUUUAUCUCGCAUGUCGGAAAUUUUCAAAUUGCGAAAGAAUCGCGAGCUCGCGCCUAGAAAAAUGCGAGCUUGCGCCCAGAAAAAUGCGAGACCGGCGCGAGAAAAAAAAGCGAGAUGUUUGCGAGCUCGUCAAUGUACCGCCAGUGUCUCGCGUUUAUCUCGGCAGUUAUUCUUAGUGAAUAAGGUUAGGGAGGAAAACAACCACUAUAGGAGCCGAAAAAGUGGUCCUUUAGGGAUAAAAUUAAGUUGGUCCCUAUAGGGGUCUAGUCUCAGACUCCUUAGCCCUAAAGCUCAAGUGGACCCUAUAGGUGUUUUUCAAUUUCAAUUUCAUUCAGAAAACGCUUAUUCAUUGUUUUUUUUUCCGUGGAAAUGCUUCUUCGCUUAGAGUUCAUAAAACAUCGACUAACAUGUCCCCUAUAGAGGUCACUAUAGGGACCACUUUUGCAAUGUCUAGUGGUCCCUAGAGAGGACCCUCCAAAAGCCCUAGGUUGCUCCUAUAGGGACCACUCUUGAGCUCCUAAAGAGUGUUACCGAAAAGGCGUUUUGCGGCAAAGUUUCUCCAUGGAAAAUAGUCAUUUUUUGCCUUUUUUCCCCUCAUAUGAUACUCUGUCAUUGAAACCUCCAAUCAUUGAAAUCUAUAUUUUGAUGAUAAUUAGAAAAACUGUACACAUUUUCCUGUGCUAAAAACUUUUACGCGAAUUUCAAUUUUCUAUUUACAAAAAUCAUGGACUUUCAUUCAAUUUCAAGCUUCAUUCCCAACGAAAACUCCGCAAAAUGUCCCCAGAAUCUCAAUAUUUCACUGUAAGUAUGAAAAAAAAAACUUUUCAUUCAUCCAUUCCAGGUGGACAUUGUCAUUGGCACUUCAACCGAGGUCCUGAAAUAUCUGAAACUGAGGAUCUCAGAUGUGAGGACUAUUUUUUCCAUAGUUUUGAUAUUUCCCAAUUUUCAGAGGACUUUGUUUCAAAUGGAAAUGCGGUAUGUUGUUAUCGAAGAAGCCCAAUUUCUUGACGGUGCUAACGAAUUUUCGACUGACGUCGAGACAAUUUUCAGGACAAAUUUGAUUUCAGAGGUUAGCUUCACAUUUUCUUUAUUAUAACUGGCUGGAUUUCAAAUUUUCAGAGGUUAGCUUCACAUUUUUUUAUUAUAAUUGGCUGGAUUCUAAAUUUUCAUGGACACAGAAGAGUUCAUGAAUAUUUCGGGAUUAUUUAGAAAAUUUUCAGGGCAUUUUGACAUUUUUUUCAGUUAUUUGGGAACAGCUAAAUAUUUAUUGGGACAUUCCAAAAAUUCAGUUUUUUUGUUCAGGUUUCAUGAAAAAGAAUUAAAGUUUCAAGUAGACGAUCAACAGAAUGUGAUAACCUUAUGAAAUAACAGAAAAGUUUUAUUUUUCCUUUCUAUCCGUGUUUUUUUUUUUGAUUUUGAUUGAAAUUUUAAAUUUUAAAGCUGCUCCAUUUUUAACAGAUUUGAAAUCCCAUAGUCGAACGAAAAUUGGUCCAGCGUGCGAUUUAUUUCAAAUGCGCCUGACCGAAUUCGACUUGCGCGAGAUGAUGUCAGAGUUUUAUCCGUUAACGAUCUUUUUUUGUAAGCGAAAUCCCUGUUGCAACGCGUCGCUCUGAGCCAUUCCACAUGCGACAAGAAGUUUUUAACUCGAAUAUCAUAUAUUUUAUUCAAGGCUAGAUUUGAUAAUUUUAUGAUUUUUGAUCGUAAUUUUAUCAUUCCGCGCUCAAAUUAAUUUCGGGGAGUUCGAAAUUCUCUGCGACUUUCCGGGUUGCAUAAUAAGUCUUUAACAGGGUUACGCGGAAAAAAACAUGGGUUGAAAUUUUUUUGAAAAAGGGUUAUAUGUUUUAUCAGGAUAUAAUUGAUUAUAGGGAAUCUAGCAGUAUUUGAAAGAUGAAAAAUCGAAAAGUUUAUUUAGAUUAAAGCUACCUUGGUUUGGAAAAAUUUCAAAAAAAUAAUUCUAUUUUCCGUGUUCCUUAAAGUAGUUUUCAGCUUUUUUGUAAAUAAACGCGCCCUCUCUAGAGUUAGUUUCUCGAUUUUUCUUUUCUUCCAAAUACAGAUGGCUAUCAAAAUUCAGAAUAUUUUGAGGCCAUUCCACGAUUUUUGUUUCCCUCCGAGCUAGACAGUCAUUCCGUUCCAAGCGCGCGGGAUGUUCUCUGCAUGCUUUUUAUAUGGCCUAUUAUUCCCGUUAUAUUAAAGGCGCAGACAGAGAUAAUACCACGCGCAUCGAAGGGAAGCGUUCUGUAGCUCAGAGGAAAAGGAAAAUCGUGACAAGCUGGCGCGAACUGGGCUAUAAAAUAAAAACUGUCCUCUUUGAGGAAGGUUCAAUGGCCUGUGCGAUGAUGUUCGCCGACGCCUUUACUGACUUAACACCAUCCAGAGUCUUUGUCUCCGGCUUGUUUUCUCGCAAAAUUUGUUACGUCCUCGCACCUUUGAGGUUUUUUCUUUCUCUUUCAAAAAAACCUUCUCAUUUUAAACUCUCAGAGCAAGCAUUUUUGAAUACAUAAAACUACACGACAUUUUGCCACCCGGCGUCCGCCAAGAAAAAUUGGAGUUUGCGAUGUUGCGGCGUUUGCAGAGCACCGGCAAAAGUUUCCAUUUGGAAAGGUUUUCCGCGAUCGACGACGUGGAGAGAGAGGUUCGUUUUUCGUCUUCGAAAAAGUCGUAUUUUUGACCCAACAAAAAAGGUUUAGUGAAGAUUUUCAAGCUAGGCUUUGUUUGAGUGUCCAGAUGAGUACAGGCAAAACUUAAGGCGUGGAGGCAUUUUUUGCUUAGAAAUUGUGAAAUGAAGUGGAUGGGUUCAUUUCAUAUGGUCCAUGGCUGGUUAAGUGCAUCAUCCAGUAAAGUAGGAGUCGAGACGCUUUUUUUUUUGAAUUCUUAGCAAUAUUUUCCAAGGUGCUCGAAAACAAGACGAUCCAAAAGCUGAGACUCCUGUCGGCCAUCAUCUCCCAAGUGGACACACUCCGAUCCGAAAAGAAUAGAUCCUUCUUCCCAAACCGGGAUAGUUAGUUGAAGAUGAAUUGAAAUCGAAAACUUUCUCGUCUCCUAGGGAAAUUUCGAGCCGAAAAAGUUCUGGUCGUCGCCGGAACCUCGCGAGAAGCCGAGGCUACCCACGCGUUCAUGAAAAUACGGAAAAGUUGGUUCAAAAAAAACAUCGAAGUCUUGACGAGGUGAUAAAAAACAUCGGCUGGUAGCUCUCUGGCCGCAUUUGGAAUGGCUCGAGGCGUUUGGGUUUAAUCCAAAAGAUUUGGUGUCCUAAAGCACCUUCCAACGGGUUUACAAAAAGCUCUCAACCAGAAGUUUUCAGGCCUUGUAAGUAUUUUGCAGUCGAGCCAUUCUAAGCGCGACCAAAGCUUAUUAAGCUCGAAUAAAGCUGCAAUAAAAACAAAAAAUGAAACUGGGGUUUUGAAGCGACACGACGGAAGACAAGGUGGAGGAGCUCAACCACGGAUUCCGCAACGAAGCGAUCGACGUUCUCGUCACGGACUAUGCAUCUUUGCCGGAUAUUCAGAGGGGCAUCGUCGAUACUGUUCGUUUCAGCUUUUCUCAGAAAGAAUCUCGGUAGAAAAAGAAAUUUUCACCUUUAAAACAAGAGAAACAGAGAAAUCAAAGAAGAAAAGAAACAACAGGUUCAUGAUUCGUGUCUUGAUUAAGAUUGAAAGAUCCAACGAAAUUUCGGUAGAAAAUUUUAAAUUGAUUAUUUUGAAGCCUUUUCUGUGAGCAAUCGGUUAGGGAAAAGCUGAAGAGGUGUUCCAGGGAUUCUUUUUAAAAAGGAAAAACAGUUUUGAUAACGGAUAAAGCGUUUUUCAUUGAAACCAGGGUGCCAAGUUUUUGCUAAUCGGACAUUUGUGUUCUGAAAAAACAAAUGUCUAGCAGGUAAAGUUUCAAUAUCCUUUACGGCUCACGUCAAUUUCAGUAGCACACCAAGCAAUAUUUUAAAAACCUUCUUCAAUUUCAUUAUUCUUCUCAAUCAAGAAAAAGCUAAUCAUCGAAAUGAGUGACGUCAAAAAUAAAUGAACUUUUCGGAAUAUGCUUCAAUUGCUCAAAAGUUUGAAAAAUGUUACCGUUGAGUUGUGAGAGAGAGGAAGAGAAGUUCAAACAGAGACCAGAACGAGAAAAAAAAAGUUGAAAACAACGAAAACAGGUUUAUCUGUUAUCUUUCUAGAGAUCUUCUGAAUUUCGGAUAAUAUAGACCUGGUAAUUUGUAGGUGGUUCUAAUGGACCAGCCGGAUGAGGGGUUCUUCGGCGUGAUCUACGAAGACACCCUGAGGAAGCUCGUUUCCCGCAACAUGCUCAAUCUCAAGCUCCACAUCAUGGUCGACGUCGAACACGACGUGAAACAUGCCCGCAACUUGGGCCGUGUAGGAUUCCUUCAGCUUUCAUCCGAUAUAAUUCAAUGAUUCAGUUCCUAUUGAAAAACAACGCUGAAGUGCCGCAGUUCCUUUUGGACAUGUUCCGAGCAGCCAAAUCUCAGACUCCUCAAGGAAGCUCUACCUCAGCAAAUUAA
Molecule: messenger RNA, 6094 nt
Organism: Caenorhabditis auriculariae
Lineage: Eukaryota; Metazoa; Nematoda; Chromadorea; Rhabditida; Rhabditidae
Source: the annotation of a GenBank genome assembly